AUGGGGAAUUGGAAUCAAAGUGGAAACCGUGGUUGGAACCAAAGUGGUGGUGGUUAUGAUGACCAAUAUCAUGGUGGGGGAGGCCCUUCCAAUUUCAAUGGAAGAGGCUACUCUAACCAAAGAGGGUAUGGUAAUCAAAACCAACAACCUAACUCCCGAUACUACGACCAUCAAAAUCAAAAUUUUACUGAUCAAAGUAACAUGGGAAGUAAUCAGCAAAGUAAUGUUCCUAACCAAGGCACCGGAGGCAAUAGGGGUCAAUAUGUAUCUAACUAUUCCCAAACUAUUAGGCCUCCGGAUGCCUUAUUGAAAUUGCGUGAGGAGGAUCAAAGGAGGCAUGAAGAGGAACUAAAACGAACAAAUGCUCAUAUGAAAAUGCUUGAAACUCAAAUAGCUCAACUUGCUUCUAACUCAUCCCCUUCUUCUUCUUCUUCCACCAUCCCAAAGAAUGUCGGUGAGAGAUCCAAUGAGCCAUUGAGUGUUGAGAAAGAAGAGGAUGUUAAGGUUCCAAAGAAGAAGGAAGCUAUCCCCUUGCCCCUAAAUCGCCAACCUAGAGAGGAAAAGCUACCCUUUCCACAACGAUUUGUGAGAGCUAAGCUUGAUGCCCAAUAUGGGAAGUUUUUGGAUGUGAUAAAGAAUUUGCAUGUUUGUCUUCCCUUUAUUGAUGCUAUGAAACAAAUUCCCCACUAUUCCAAAUUCUUGAAGGAACUUUUGAGUGGGAGAAGGGAGUGUGAAACGGUGAGCUUGACCGCCAAUUGUAGUGCCAUUCUUUCCAAUAAGCUUCCUACAAAGUUGAAUGAUCCGGGUAGUUUCUCUAUCCCUUGUUCCAUUAAUGGUGUCGAGUUUGACAAGGCAUUAUGUUAUUUAGGAGCAAGCGUGAGUCCUAUGACCUAUUCUUUCUACCAAAAGCUUAGUAUAGGAACCCUUUCACCCACAAAUGUUACUCUCCAACUAGCGGACCGUUCUACCAAGUUUCCCAUGGGUAAAAUUGAGGACAUUUCCCGUGGACUUUUAUGUGCUAGAGAUGGAUGA
Molecule: messenger RNA, 1032 nt
Organism: Chenopodium quinoa (quinoa)
Lineage: Eukaryota; Viridiplantae; Streptophyta; Magnoliopsida; Caryophyllales; Amaranthaceae
Product: ATP-dependent RNA helicase bel-like
Exons: 3
Coding region: 1-1032 (343 amino acids)
Source: RefSeq, a predicted model, not a curated record